UCUCAUGUAUGUCUGCCUGUUGUUUGUCAUCUCAACAGCCUCUCUAAUGCAUUGUCUCAAAUUUCUUACCAAAUGCUGAAAAACGAAAUGUGCCAAACAUUUUUAGGAUGGAAUAUCACAAGCAGAUACAUACAUACUACGUAUACAUAUACAUACAUAGCAGCCAUUUUAUAGCGUGCACAAUUUUUAGACGCAGUUUAAAAAUUCUCUAAAAAGUAUUCAAAGUUUGCAUGUAAUUUGCAAUAAUGGAAGUUUUUAGUGUAAACUUGACCACCUUUGUAAUCAGAAUUAUUAUUUUUCUGACUUAUUGUCUCCACAAUGGAGCCGGUAGUGAGAGUUUGGCUGGAGCUGACAAGUUUCGUGGGGUUCGGAGCUGGAGAAAGAACACAAACUUUGAGAAUGCAGAUAAUUGGGAGGGUUUGGUGGAUGCGAAUUGUUCCUCAAAUAUUUUUUCAUUUCCGGGAUGGAUGGACACGACCGUGGUGUCUUGGCCAACGUUCUUUAUUGGGAAACAAAUCAUUUUGCCGUUGACCGGGCAUUUUGUAUUCCAACCAGGAGUCACCACUUUAUCUGAUAAGGGGAAAAGUGAUGGGAGUUGUCAACGAGCUCGAGAGGUAAAAUUUCGCCGGACAUCAAAAUCAGAUUGGUUCGAUCCCCGCAAUUGGGAUGUGACCAGUACUGAACUCGCAUGGGGUCAAAAUGCAAUUCCACACGUGGAGAGAGUGCCGUGCCAAUUCGAUGUUGCUAAAUUCUCCCCAAAUUCGACAUUUAGCAUUACCAUACCUCAAAAUGUCUCUGUUGGGAAGUUUUUAUUAGGGGAAAAGGUCAUUUCAUACACGGAUAUCGCAAUUAUGAUGACAUCACAAAUGGGAAAACUUCAAUGGAAAAAAGAGACCGAGGUUGAUUUCAACCUGACCAAUUUAGAUUGCAAAGAUGAUGAUGAUUCCUGCAUUUGCAAUAAUUACCAGUCUACAGUAAAGCAAAGGAUUUGUUCCCUUGCUCAAGCAGAAUGUUUAAAUCUUGACGAGGAGCACGAAGGAGGAUGUACAAACCCACUCACCCCUCACGGAUUCUGCUGCCCAAUUUGCGGAUUUCAUAUUAAAAUCAAACAUACUGGAUCACUGCAACUUGGAGCAAUUGACUCUCAAUUGAAAUCCAUCAGGCCGACCCCCUCAUCUCAAGUGGACUAUUUUGUGUCAAGGUUCAGUCGGAGAAAUGCCCACGUUAUUCUUGUGCCCGCUACAAAAGAUGCGACCGAAUCUGCACUUAACAUGUUGGGCCGAAUCGUAAUAUUUCUAAAGUCUCAGCCACAGGUCGAAGAAGUGACUUGGAUAGGGUCUUGGAAUCACGGACCUUCUGAUGUAGACAAAUGGACUUCAGAAGGGCUCGGUGGGGGAACAAUUACUUUCUUGGUCCUCCUGGCGAUCACUGCCCUUCUUGCCGUCUUUUGUUUCAUCUACUACAGGCAAAACGGAAGCUAUCCACGCCUGACACUCCCAACAAUCUCCAACCUUAUCCCAUCAAAUCUCUCCAUGCCCACGAUUCGCGUUCCCAGUAUGCAGAUGCCCAACAUCAACAUUAGUUUUCCAGGAAGGAGGGGCAGCACGCAGGCGGGUGGGAGGACGUUUGGCUUUGCGAGAUUUAGCAAUGAGCGCGUCUCGACCGUAAAUAUUGAGAGGAGCGCCGCAGAAACACCUGCGGAUGCCACCGUUGAAAGGGGAGAACUUGUUGACGACGCGAUUCAACGAAUCGAUUCUGCUUCAUUUCUUGAAGAAAAGGUCACUCAAGUUUCCCCAGACUCUGGAUUCACGAAUGUCACGUACGACCUGGUGGGUGUCCACGAGGGUACCAAUGAACCAGUGCAAUCUGGAAUGAUGGAAUUGGUUGGUGCCAGUGGGAGUGGGUCGCUGGGCGCCUUUGACGUUGAAGCCUCGCCACCCCCACCAAAACCAAUCAGGAUUGGCACUGGAAUCUUGGAAUUGAGGGAGCUGAGUGGGGUUUCAGCACUGGUUGAGCCUGUGUACAGUGAAGUGGUGGAUGCACUCCAUGUUGAUGUCCCACAGAAAUCUGGCAAAACCGAAGAGUAGGAGCAAAUUUUUACAGUUUCUACUUUUCGCUAAAAUGUAAGUAUGUAAGUGUGAAAAAUAAAUAAUGUUAUUAAAUCAA
Molecule: messenger RNA, 2166 nt
Organism: Folsomia candida
Lineage: Eukaryota; Metazoa; Arthropoda; Collembola; Entomobryomorpha; Isotomidae
Exons: 8
Coding region: 246-2087 (613 amino acids)
Biological process (GO): intracellular protein localization; receptor-mediated endocytosis
Cellular component (GO): endocytic vesicle; apical plasma membrane
Source: RefSeq, a predicted model, not a curated record